AUUCUGUAGAAGAAUGUUGAUAGUAUUACUGUCUUAUAUGACAUGGAAACUAGAAAACAUAGCUAGAUACUCUUUUACUCAUGUUUUGGAUAAUGAGAGAAAUUAUUUUAUGCUUCACACACUUGGAGUAUGUCAUCUACUGUAAUAUAGUAUCUGAAUGAAUACUUAAAAUCAAAUACAUUUUUGUAAGCUAGUUGUACACUUUAAAACCUCUGAAUAAAUUUGACUAGCAAGUCUCAGAAACUUGAUUCUAAAUAUUAAAAAUACAUCCUUCCUUGGGAGGGAGCGUGUAGGAAACGUGCAGUGUGAUUGUAAACAUGCUGUCUGUCUGGAGGUCGCUUUGUUCCUGCAUCCUCUGCUUUCAUAUCAGGGAUGUUCACAGAACGCCAGGCACCAAAGGCCAGAAGCGUCCCCCUGCAGGACCAGCACUUGGCCCUGGCCAUCCUGCUGGAGCUGGCUGUGCAGAGAGGCACGCUGAGCCAAAUGUUGUCUGCCAUCCUGUUGUUGCUUCAGCUGUGGGACAGCGGGGCACAGGAGACUGACAAUGAGCAUUCUGCCCAGGGCACCAGCGCCCUGCUUUUGCCCUUGCUGCAAAGGUUCCAGAGCAUCAUUUGCAGGAAGGAUAUGCCCCUUUCUGAGGGCGACAUGCACGUGAGUGUCGUGAUAGAACUUUGUGUUUAGGUGGCACUGGAUUCUAGUUAUUUUUUAA
This is a messenger RNA of Cercocebus atys (sooty mangabey), 709 nucleotides long. RefSeq names its product E3 ubiquitin-protein ligase HERC2-like. The transcript is spliced from 2 exons. NCBI's taxonomy places the organism in Eukaryota, Metazoa, Chordata, Mammalia, Primates, Cercopithecidae. Bases 373 to 681 code for a protein of 102 amino acids. The record is from RefSeq and is a predicted model, not a curated record.